Pocillopora damicornis (cauliflower coral) is the source of this 1522-nucleotide messenger RNA. Its product is annotated as serine palmitoyltransferase 1. Gene Ontology annotation, biological process: sphingosine biosynthetic process; ceramide biosynthetic process. NCBI's taxonomy places the organism in Eukaryota, Metazoa, Cnidaria, Anthozoa, Scleractinia, Pocilloporidae. Gene Ontology annotation, cellular component: endoplasmic reticulum. The record is from RefSeq and is a predicted model, not a curated record. Gene Ontology annotation, molecular function: serine C-palmitoyltransferase activity; pyridoxal phosphate binding.
GCGUAUCUAAAAUAAAAUACAAAAUGGCCCGGGUUGAACAACAAUGUGCUACUGAGGGAUCUACAAGUUCUACCUAUUUGCAGCUUUCUUAUUUUACGAUUUAUCUCACACAAGGAAUAGAGAUCUUAGAAUAUUACACAAAGGUGCCCUUCUAUCAUGUUCUUUUCGAAGCUGUCUUGGUGAUUUGGAUCAUUAGACUGAUAACCAGCAAGACCUUUAGAUUCAGGGAACAGAAGAUUGAACUCACUGAGAGGGAAGAGGAGGAACUGAUUGAAGAGUGGCAGCCAGAACCAUUAGUACCAGCAACACCAACAUACGAAUUAGAUACACUCACUCCCAAAGUGGUACAGGGGAAACCAGGUCAUACUUUGAAUAUAGAUGACAAAGAGUGUCUAAACUUUGCAACAUUUAAUUUUCUUGGCUUUGUGGGAAAUGAAAAGAUAGAGGACACAGCCAUCAAAAGUUUACAUCAAUAUGGUGUAGGUUCCUGUGGUCCCCGUGGUUUUUAUGGGACAAUAGAUGUACAUCUGGAGUUAGAGGAAAGACUAGCCAAAUUCAUGGGAACUGAAGAGGCUAUCCUAUAUGCCUAUGGAUUUUCUACAAUAGCAAGUGUGAUUCCUGCAUACUCCAAAAGAGGGGAUGUUAUUUUCUGUGACAAGGGAGUAUCUUUUGCAAUUCAAAAAGGACUGGUGGCUUCCAGAAGUCGUAUAAUGUGGUUUGAGCAUAAUGACAUGGAAGAUCUUGAAAGGCUUUUACAUGAACAGAAGGAGAAAGAUGACAAAAAUCCCAAGAAAGCAAGUGUAACAAGAAGAUUUUUAGUAAUAGAGGGAAUUUCAGUCAAUUAUGGUGACAUUGCACCUCUUCCAAAAAUAAUUGAAUUGAAAUAUAAGUACAAAGUUCGUCUCAUCAUUGAUGAAAGUGCAUCAUUUGGGGUUCUUGGGCAAGCUGGUCGAGGAUUGACAGAGCACUUUGAUGUCCCGAUUAAAGAUGUCGACAUGAUAUCUGUUUCAAUGGAGAACUCAUUAGCAACUAUUGGAGGGUUCUGUUGUGGAACAUCAUUUGUAGUUGAUCAUCAGAGACUGUCUGGUGCUGGUUACUGUUUUUCUGCAUCUCUCCCUCCUAUGUUGGCCUCAGCGGCAAUUGAAGGGUUAAAUAUCAUAGAAGAAAAACCAGAAAUGUUUGAGGAACUCAAAGAGAAGGCAAAACUAUUGUAUGGAGAACUUGAAAGCCUCAAAGGACUUCUACGUGAAGGAUCGGAGGGAUCUCCAAUUCUACACCUGAGACUUCAGGAACCAUUUGAAACAUUUGAGGAAGAUGAAGAGAAAUUGAAACAAGUUGUUGAUUAUGCUCUGAAGAAUGGUGUAGCACUUACAGUAGCAAGAUAUCUUAAAAAUGAGGAAAAAUUUCUGCCACCUCCAAGCAUCAGAGUGACACUGAAUAUUCAGCUGACAACUGAAGAAAUCAAACGUGGAGGCGAAGUUAUAAGAGAAGCUGCAGAGAGUGUAUUUGGCCAGUGAUCUAG